ACUUACUUAGCUUCUUUUAAGAAAAAGAUGAAACGUUCAAGACAUACCAAAUACAAUGCAAAGAAACGAUUACAAAAGACAUCUAUGAAUUUUAUAAUUAAACAGCAAGUUCAAGAUACGAAUUCUUCUUCUCAAACAAUAGCUUUUGAUCUUAUAGAGCAACAAACUCAAGAUGAUGUUAGUUCCUCAUCUGUUAGUUCCUCCUCGCCUGUUGAAGUAAAAACAAACAUAUUAUUUAAUCCUUUUCAGCAUCGAACUCAAGGAGGUUCCAGAGAUUUAAGUACCUCAGAUAUAGUUCGAUAUAUGAAAAAUGAAUGGUCAAGUGUUCCGCUUUGCGCUUUUUGCCGAAUAUUUUCUAAUGUAACAACAAUUUCAAUUAUGAAAGAUAUUUCAGUAAUGGAUUUAUUAAUUGAAUGCUUAAUAAGGGAAUUAAGACAAUCUAAAAAUAAUAAUGAUAUUCCUUAA
Molecule: messenger RNA, 465 nt
Organism: Rhizophagus irregularis DAOM 181602=DAOM 197198
Lineage: Eukaryota; Fungi; Glomeromycota; Glomeromycetes; Glomerales; Glomeraceae
Source: RefSeq, a predicted model, not a curated record